Messenger RNA from Eucalyptus grandis, 1969 nucleotides. Its product is annotated as anthocyanidin 3-O-glucosyltransferase 7. The transcript is spliced from 2 exons. Bases 423 to 1820 code for a protein of 465 amino acids. NCBI's taxonomy places the organism in Eukaryota, Viridiplantae, Streptophyta, Magnoliopsida, Myrtales, Myrtaceae. Gene Ontology annotation, molecular function: UDP-glycosyltransferase activity. The record is from RefSeq and is a predicted model, not a curated record.
AAUAAAUUUUUCGCACUAUAGUAAAUUUGCGAAUGUCAAAUUAAAUAGUAAGAUAGAAAUAUCUGUCAAAUUUCUCAAGUGUCCUUAGAAUGUGAACAACAUUUUAAUAAAUUUACGAACGUCAAAUAUAGUUUUGUUGACGUGGUUGGACUUGUAAAUUUACAGUAAAGGGGUGGUGUCUCUGGUCUUUCUAUGGUAGCAUUGGGAUUUAAAAAGAAGUCCUAGAAAAAGAAUAGACGGUCACGGCCAAAUAUAAAAGAAGAGAGAAGCAGGACUGAAGAAGAGAGUAAACAGACUGAAAGGAGGCAUAGAAGAAACCGGAAGAAAAACACGGGGAAAAGAAGUUUGUGGAAGUGACUUUGUGCUCGAAAUUUGUUGAUAAUAUUCGUGAUCUUGAAGAUUUUGAUUGGAUUGGGUUCAAAAUGUCCUCGGAAAAGCACGUCGCCAUCCUUGCUUUUCCAUUCGGUUGCCACCCCCUGCCCCUCGCCAACCUCCUCCGUAAGUUGGCAGAAACUGUUACGAACGUCCACUUCUCUUUCUUAAGCACGGCCACGUCCAACCGUGAUCUCUUCCCCACUUCGUCGAGAGCCAAGCUGCCGCCCAACAUCAAGGUCUAUGACAUCGACAAUGGAUUGCCGGUUGGUCAUCACGGAGUGAUGAAGGAGGAACUGGUAGAGCAAAUGAAUGUGUUCCGCAUGCAAGCCCAGAAGAAUUAUCAAGCUGCCAUUGAUGCCGCGGAGCGAGAUGCAAGGAAGAAGGUGAGUUGUCUAUUUAGUGAUGCUUUAUUACUUCUCGCAGGCGAAAUCGCCGAGGAAAUGCACGUUCCGUGGGUGACGUUCUGGGUCCCGUCUCCGUGCUUUCUGUCCGCUUACGUCCACGCCGAGGUCCUUCGUCAACUCUACCACAAAACCUCCUGCGCCGGCAUGGCAGUGGCAGAGGCCGAGACCGACGACAAGGCACUGGAAAUGGUUCCAGGGUUAUCAUUGUUUAGAAUGUCAGAUAUCCCGAACUAUAUUAAACAAGACCUGACCACGUCGCCAGUGCCAAACUUCGUUAACCAGUUGGGGCGCAUGCUGCCAUGUGCCGCGGCCGUCAUCAUGAACUCCUACGUGGAAGCGAAUCCGGCACCUCUAAUAGCAGACCUCAAGUCCAAGUUCAAGAUUCUCCUCCACGUAGGGUGCUCCACGGUGUCUUUCUCACCACCACCGGUGCUAACAAGCUCAGACUCAGACCCUACCGGUUGCUUAAUGUGGCUAGACACCAGAGACCCUCGGACCGUGGCAUAUGUUUGUUUUGGGACGGUAGCUGUACCGUCGCCUACCGAGCUAUCCUCUCUUGCCGAGGCCCUGGAAUCCACCGGGACCCCAUUCCUAUGGUCUAUGAAGGAGCACAUGAUGGUCCAUUUGCCCGAAGGGUUCUUGGAGAGGACGGGGCAGCGUGGGAAGAUAGUGUCGUGGGCCCCGCAGAGCCGGGUGUUGAGCCACCCAGCGUGCGGGGUGCACGUGACACACUGCGGGUACAACUCGGUGUUUGAGAGCGUGGCGGGGGGCGUGCCGAUGAUAUGCAAGCCGUUUUGGACGGACAACAUGAUGAACGGAAGGUUGGUGAAGGAAUGGUGGAAAAUUGGAGUGGGAGUGGAGGGAGGGACCAUUACAAAGAGUGGGAUGGUGAAGGCAUUGGAGGUGGUGCUGAGAAGUGAGGACGGAAAGGAGAUGAGGAAGAAGGCUGGUGAGCUUAGAGAGAGAUUGGUGGAUGCUUCCGGACCCGGAGGAAGUGUUCAAGCUGAUUUCAAGACCCUUGUGGACUUGGUUUCUACUUAAUGAUAUGUUUCAUUUCUAUUUUGCUUAGUAUGCUUUGUGGGGAUGUGAUCCUUUGUUGGAGACACCGGUCUGCAUAAAGGAUGUUUGUUUUACUUUGUGGAAGAUUUAAAUUGAUCUUUUGAUAUGAUAGAUAGCCAAGUUGAUUUCUU